Sphaerodactylus townsendi is the source of this 1702-nucleotide messenger RNA. RefSeq names its product keratin, type I cytoskeletal 24-like. Gene Ontology annotation, molecular function: structural molecule activity. The record is from RefSeq and is a predicted model, not a curated record. NCBI's taxonomy places the organism in Eukaryota, Metazoa, Chordata, Lepidosauria, Squamata, Sphaerodactylidae. The transcript has 8 exons. Bases 91 to 1467 code for a protein of 458 amino acids.
GGCCCGCUGGCUCACUGUCUGUCUCUCUUUUGACUGCUUGCCCUUUGAUUCUUCCUGCCAAGUUUUAGCAAAGCAUAUCAAUUGUCUACAAUGUCUCUUCGGAUCUCUACUGCAUCCAGGAGAAUUUCUUCGCAUCUCGGGGGAGAUGGAGGUGUCAAAAUGGCGAGCUUUGGAGGAGGCAGUCUGCAUGGCUUUGGUGGGGGAUCUGCAGCAGGACUAGGCUAUGGAGGAGGGCUAGGCUUUGCAGGAGGUGCAGGGGGUGGCUACUGUGGAGCCGGCUUUGGUAGUGCCUCCUUGUCCGGUGGCAACUAUGGAGGAGGCUACCGGUCGAGCUCGGUUGUGGCUUUGGGGGGUGGUGUUGGAGGGGGCGAGAGUGUCCUCCUGGCUGGUGCUGAAAAGGAAACUAUGCAGAACCUCAAUAACCGCCUAGCAAACUACUUAGAAAAGGUGCGUUCUCUGGAGGAGGCCAAUGCUGAACUUGAGCGAAAAAUUCGCAACUGGUACGAGAAAAACGGACCUGGGGCGCCUGGAGUUACCCGUGAUUACAGCAAAUAUCACCACAUAAUUGAAGAUCUUCGGAACCAGAUCAUCAAUGUGACAACUGAAAAUGCCAAUGUAGUUUUGCAGAUUGACAAUGCCCGCCUGGCUGCUGAUGACUUUAGACUGAAAUUUGAAAAUGAGCUCUUCCUUCGCCAGAGUGUUGAAGCUGAUAUCAAUGGCCUGAGGAGAGUUCUUGAUGAUUUGACCAUGAACAGAUCUGACCUGGAGUCACAGCUUGAAAGUCUUUCAGAGGAACUGGCUUACCUGAAGAAGAAUCAUGAGGAGGAAAUUAACUUACUGAAGAGCAGUUGUACCGGUGAUGUGACUGUGGAAAUGAACGCCGCUCCAGGAAUCGACUUAACUAAGUUACUGAACGACAUGAGAGCGCAGUACGAAGACCUUGCAGAACAAAAUCGCCAAGAGGCUGAAGAACAGUUUAACAAAAUGAGUCAACCACUGCAGCAACAGAUCUACGAUGAUGCUGGAGCUGCAAACUCGGCCAGGAAUGAGUUAAUGGAGCUGAAACGCUCCUUCCAAGCACUGGAAAUCGAGUUGCAAUCCCUCAUUGCUAAGAAAGCCUCGCUGGAAGGUACUCUCAUGGAAACAGAAGCAAGCUACAGCUCUCAGCUUUCCCAGCUCCAACAGCAAGUCAGCAGCCUGGAGGAUCAGCUGCAGCAGAUCAGGGCUGAAACAGAGUGCCAAAAUUCAGAGUAUCAGCAACUCCUCGGCAUCAAGACCCGCCUGGAAAUGGAAAUAGAAACAUACAGGCGCCUGCUGGAUGGAGAAAGUUUCCGAUCUUCAUACGAAACUAAACACGUCAGAGAACCAACAAAAACCAGGGUAGUUAAGACCAUUGUGGAAGAGAUGGUGGAUGGCAAAGUAGUCUCUUCUCAAGUGAAAUCCAUUGAAGAAAGGGCAACUAAGUGAGAGGCGUAAAAAAGAAAUUCAGGGGCCUGCCAAUGCAUGCCAGCAAGGUAGAACCCAGAAGACAAUUUCCUGAAACCAGAAUCAAUUGCAGCUUAGUAGUUUCUUGCAAACAAGGAGUCUAAAAAAAUACAAUAUGCUUGUCUUAUCAUUAUUCAGAGGUGUAUUCUUUUUAUGGUAUUGAGAACUAUAUUCUGUUUACUCAUGCAAUACACUAAACUUUCUAAUUUGCAAGGUA